Molecule: messenger RNA, 4305 nt
Organism: Mizuhopecten yessoensis (Yesso scallop)
Lineage: Eukaryota; Metazoa; Mollusca; Bivalvia; Pectinida; Pectinidae
Product: helicase with zinc finger domain 2-like
Exons: 6
Biological process (GO): mRNA catabolic process
Cellular component (GO): P-body; exosome (RNase complex)
Molecular function (GO): 3'-5'-RNA exonuclease activity; helicase activity; RNA binding
Source: RefSeq, a predicted model, not a curated record
CACCAUACCAUACGUACGGGUUCGAAGGUUAUUCUAAUAAUAUCUGAAACUUUUCAAUGACUGGGAUUCCGUAGUGUGUCAAUAUAAGGGCCUGACGCAAUACCAAUGAUUCAUAAUGGUUAGAGACUUGAAUAAUCUAGGCGUUCUGGACGAUUGUGCACAUAUACUUGUACACACACCAAGUGAUGUAACAUUAUACUCGUAAACAACAGAAAAUGGCUGCGUGCAUGUGUACCUGCACGCAGACACGUUGAAUCUUUCGUGAUAGCUGUAGCUCAUCUAAGAACAGCAUGGGCACAGCAUGGGGAAAGCCCGAGGGGGACAGUGAAAGUUCAGGCGUAGACGAGUCCUGGCUGGAGGGCACGAAUGUCCGAGAACCACAGCGGAAUAGUCGCCAUGUUGAGACACUGAAGAAAACACACAUUAAGAAAGUCAGACGGAGGCCCAAAUCGAGAGCUUGUUCCCUAGAUGACUCCAAUCGAGAUGAGCACGAUAACGUACGUGCACGUCCACGGCGUCAAGCUCCGGAUCGUGUGGCGGCAGCCAGUAUAUCGACUGCGUCCCAAAACCGUUUUGAUGUGGAGGAAGAUACAAGUGAACAGUCAGAUGACGAUUUCUUGACUAUUGCUCAGGUUGAAAACUUGUUCGAUUACGGACUACAUGAAACUACUGCAGAGGAAGUAGAAGACGGAAUCAAGGAACUUGAACAAAAGAUGAUGAUACAAGGAGUGACUUUAUCUGAUAAGUUCAUUGAUAGGUGUGCUUUUUGGGAUAAGAAGAACUAUUAUACCAGCGGUCGUUCCAUAGACGAAUUACGUGCUUUAUUACAUAAUAAUCCGAAACGAUUUAAAGCUUGUUCUCUUCAGAUCGAAUCAGCUCACAAGGCAGUCUGUGUAUUGUUACGACCGGAAGAAAAGUUAACAUCCAUUGAAAUCAGUGGUCGUUCUAAAUGUGGAAAAUACUUUUCAGAAGAUGAAGUAGUCGUUGAAAUCUUGAACAAUGACCACAGCACGUAUGAAAUACCGCGCUUCCAUAAAAAACUCAAACAAAAUCAAGAUUUCAAAGCAUAUGGAAAAAUCGUCGGAAGACUGUCGUCAAAGCGCUUUCGAAAUAUAGAACACCCAGUUCUCCUUUGUGAAUUAGAUGAUAUCGACUACCAUCUUAUGAGACCAUUGGAUAAAACAGUGCCAAAGAUGCAUGUUUUCAACAAAAAUGUAAAAGGCAAAUUCCAAGUUGAGACAUACCAUUACAACUCAAAGACUAAAGAGUUAAACUUCAGCGAGGUAGUCGACAUCAAUCCUGCCAAAAAACAAUGCUACGUAUUCCUGGUUGUGUACAUACGGUGGGAUGCAGUAUAUCCUCUAGGAGCUGUGAUGAAAAUCAUGAGGACUGACGGAGAUACAAACAAUGGUUUAAAAAUUCUUGAAAUUCAGUAUCAAGUACCGACAACACACAACAAGGACACGGUACAAGCUGUUGACGAAAUCAUGAGAAGAACAACAGAAGAACCUUCUCGUACCAUGCUAGAAGGUCGGGAAAAUUUAACAGACUCGCUUCCUGUCUUUACAAUCGAUCCUCCCGACUCCAAAGAUCUCGACGAUGCACUUAGUCUAAGACGACUACAUAACGGGGUUAUUGAGGUCGGGGUACAUAUAGCAGACGUGGCCAAUUUCGUGCAAAAAGAUGACAGAAUUGACGUGGAAGCAAGACAGAGAGCGACUACGUUUUACCCAGGAAAUGGGAAACAUCCACAUCACAUGUUGCCGAAACCCCUGAGUGAGAACCUUUGCAGCUUGAUUCCACAUCGAUCGCGACUUGCUUUGUCUUUGUUUUUCCAAUUCUCGAUCAACGGUAAAUCGAAUACAGAAAGUCCUUGCAUUAAGAAAACGGUUGUUAAAUCAAGACGCCAAUUCACAUAUGCUGAAGUACAAGACAUAAUACUUGAUCGCACAAAAGACGAAACGUUUUCAGAAGAUAUCAAAACGCUGUUUUCCAUAGCAAGGAGUAUUCGCAGCAGUAGACUUGGUGAAGCGAUGCACGCACUUCCAAUAGAUGUUGACCUCUCUGGGAAAGUAGACUGCGAUUCUCUGUUUGAAUCACCAGAAGCGCACUAUCUGGUAGAAGAAUUUAUGAUAUUGUCAAAUAAAACGGCCGCAGAGUUAGUUUGUAAAUCAUACAAAGACUGUGCAUUGUUAAGAUGUCAGGAUGCACCACCACCUGAAAAGGUAAAUAAAUGGCUGACAGACUUUCCACGGAUCGCUGACAUUGUGCUCAAACUUCAGAACAUUAAACCCAACCCACAAAGACAAUUGAAAAUCGAUAACGCUCCAAAAGCAAGAUACAGAGUUGUCAUUGGCCUACAGGCUUGGCUUUGGACUUUUCUAGAGGAGAAAAUUCGCGAAGGCAAUUUUCGGGAUGCAUGGAAACUCAUUGGUAGCGACGAACUUCAUCCAGAACAGGCGCUGGCUUGGUCUGAAUGGAUACAAUUUCAAGAGCAUGCAGAAUAUAGAUGCCUUGGAGAAAUAAAAAAUCGACAAAAGGGAUUUCACUUUUCUCUUGGCAUAUCACCGUACACACAUUUCACUUCCCCUAUCCGGAGAUAUGCAGACCUGGUAACUCAUCGUCUGAUACAUGCAGCACUUGACAAGCAAUCGACGCCGCCAUAUACCAGAUCCGACAUUGUUGAAAUAUGCAGUCAGAUUAACGACGUUUCAAGGCGAGCAAAGAUGUACGGAAAACAAUGCAAAAUACUACAACACAGUACCCUUCUCAAACGUAGUCCUGUGGUGUUUAACUGUUUCAUUGAUGACGUGUCAGAUCAAAGUAUUGUAUUCCAUGUCCCAGAGAUGCGUCUGUUACCUCAAAGGUGUAGAGAAGUGACACUUAACUUGUUGAAUGUGUCAAGUCAGCCAACGAUUAUCAAAGACAAAGACGAUGAUAGACCGUUUGACAUACUUACACUUGCCUGGCAGAAACGCUUAUACUCUCAUAGAGGCUAUGCUCCCUCAGUCAGAGGUUAUUCAGAUAUUCGUAUUGAUCCGCAUCAAAAAGCGACGUUUCAGCAGUAUUCACGCUGGACUGAUAUUCUGAAAGCUUUGGUAAUUGGAAACACUGAAUCGCUUAAGGAAACUGUCUCUGUGUACUCUGACUUCCAGGAAGGGGACCAACUGAGAUCAUACGUUCCAGCGUGUACAUCGACGGUGAAAGACGUCAGUUCAGAAGUCAGAGAUGGUGUCAUCACAAAGCAUUUCUGUGAGUUCAGUAUGUCCUUCAACCAUGCACAAAUCAUGUCAUUACAAAUUGGCGCAGAGCCUCAGAAAGGCGUUCUUGCGCCGUACCCGGAGUUACUAGAGUUAACAGACAACGUUAAAUUUUGUUUGCAGCACCCACAGGACCCGGUAAAAUACUUGGCCGGGUACGCAACGAAAGCAGUACAAUCUACCAAUUACAAAUCAAUAGACGAAUACCUGAAGACGUGGUUGCCAUUAUUACGCAUGGAAAACACGACACUAGCUGCAAGAGAUGAUUCAGUUACACUGAAUGACCUUCCGGUGAAGUUCAAUGAUAACAAAGGAUCGUUUGUACUGAAAAAGAACUUCUGUGAAGAAAGAAACAUUGUAUACCGUGUGCAAUCUCUAGAUUUUCUUUUGAACGAAGCUGAAGCUGAUGAAACAAUAGAUGAACUAAAAUACGUCGCAUGCUUGGAUUACUUAUGUGUUAAACAUUCGUAUGUAUGUGACAGCAAAGACUGCAAAGGUAUUCCAGGAGCGAAAAGAAUAUGGCUUACUCAUGGUCAAGUGGAAGAGAUAAAAAGUACAAAAGGGGAAAUCGAGGUACAUUUUACGCUUCAUGCUUCAAGCCCGCGACUACCGCAACAGUUACUGACUGGUUCAAGUACCCUUGCUUGCAGUGUGGAGAUCCUCUCCAAACCCGAAUCGGACAGAAGGACAGAAGCUGCUCUGUUGUGUCUUCCCAAAGCGAACGUUGUCGUGCGAGCAGCAGCCAUUGGACACCAGAUUACACCAUUGGAUAAAAGCUACUUUAAACUAGCAAGGCAAAUGGAAACAGAGGUCAAUGUGAUCGGUCUAGCACCCAACAAUCCCAAGCAGCAUGAAGCGAUACACACGGCGCUUUGUAACAGAUUAACCUUCAUUCAAGGACCACCAGGUACAGGAAAGACCUACACUGGCAUCAAACUGCUGUACCUGUUCACCAAGCUGAACAGAGUAUGGUACCAAGAAGGAAAUCCUUUCAGACAAGUUGUAUUCUGUGGACCAUCAAACAAAUCUAUUGAUCUUGUCGCAA